UUCUGGUUUCCCUUGCCCAGAGCUCUCAGUGCUGUCGUUAGCACUAUGGGUACCUGGAGGGCUGCACUCCUGGCUCAGCCAGGCUGAGCCUUCCGUCCUCUGCCUCUUGGGCCUGGGAACCCCCCUUCUUCUUUCUCUUGGAUGGCACCUCCACCCAAGAGCCGGGACACCUGGGUUCUGCACUGUGGCUGGCUCCAGGAGCCAUCUGGUGACGGCCUCUGGCUGAGCAUGGCCCUUCUCACCCUGGGCCUGGACCCAUGGAGCCUCCUGGGCCUUUUCCUCCUCCAGCUGUUUCUGCUGCCAGCAUCUCCGACUGCAGCGGGUGGGCAGGGGCCCCUGCCCAGGGUCAAAUACUGUGCAGGGGACAGUCGCAGGAUGCUUAGCCUCUUCCACCAGAAGGGCCUCCAGGAUUUUGACACUCUGCUCCUGAGCGGUGAUGGAGACACUCUCUAUGUGGGAGCUCGAGAGGCUAUUCUGGCCUUGAAUAUCCAGGAUCCAGGGGUACCAAAACUGAAGAACAUGAUACCCUGGCUAGCCAGUGACAAAAAAAAAAGUGAAUGUGCCUUUAAGAAGAAGAGCAGUGAGACAGAGUGUUUCAACUUUAUUCGUGUCCUGGUCUCUUUCAAUGCCACCCAUCUCUACGCCUGUGGCACCUUUGCCUUCAGCCCUGCUUGCACCUUCAUUGAACUCCAAGAUUCCUACCUGUUGCCCAUCUUAGAGGACAAGGUCAUGGAGGGGAAAGGCCAAAGCCCCUUCGACCCUGCCCAUAAGCACACAGCUGUCUUGGCAGAUGGGAUGCUCUACUCUGGCACCAUGAACAACUUCCUGGGCAGUGAGCCCAUCCUGAUCCGCACACUGGGGUCCCAGCCUGUCCUCAAGACUGACACUUUCCUCCGCUGGCUGCAGUCGGACGCCUCCUUCGUGGCAGCCAUCCCUUCGACCCAGGUCGUCUACUUCUUCUUCGAGGAGACAGCCAGCGAAUUUGAGUUCUUCGAGAAACUCCACACUUCCCGCGUGGCCAGAGUCUGCAAGAAUGACGUGGGCGGUGAAAAGCUGCUGCAGAGGAAAUGGACCACCUUCUUGAAGGCCCAGCUGCUCUGCGCUCAGCCUGGGCAGCUGCCCUUCAACAUCAUCCGCCACGCAGUCCUGUUGCCUGCCGAUUCCUCCACCGAUCCCCACGUCUAUGCAGUCUUCACCUCUCAGUGGCAGAUAGGUGGGACCAGGAGCUCUGCUGUCUGUGCCUUCUCUCUCAAGGACAUCAACCGUGUCUUUGAGGGGAGGUACAAGGAGUUGAAUAAAGAGACUUCACGCUGGACUACUUACAGGGUCCCCGAUAUCAUUCCCCGGCCAGGCAGCUGCUCAGCGGGCCCUUCCUCUGAUAAAGCCUUGACCUUCAUGAAGGACCAUUUCCUGAUGGAUGAGCAGGUGGUGGGGACACCGCUGCUGGUGAAGUCGGGCGUGGAGUACACACAGCUUGCGGUGGAGACAGCCCAGGGCAUUGAUGGGCACAGUCACCUGGUCAUGUACCUGGGCACCACCACAGGGCUCCUCCACAAGGCUGUGGCGAGCAGGGACAGCCACUCCUCUGGGGCUCACCUGGUGGAGGAGAUCCAGCUCUUCACUGAUCCCGAACCUGUUCGCAACCUGCAGCUGGUCCCCACCCAGGGCGCAGUGUUUGCAGGCUUCUCAGGAGGCAUCUUGAGGGUUCCCCAAGCCAACUGCAGUGUCUAUGAGAGCUGUGUGGACUGUGUCCUUGCCCGGGACCCCCACUGUGCCUGGGACCCUGAGUCCGGAAUCUGCCGCCUCCUGCCUACCCCUAUCCCGAAGUCCUGGAGGCAGGACGUGCAGCGAGGGAACCCAGAGUGGGCAUGUGCCAAUGGCCUUCGGGGCAGGAGCCGCCCCCAAAUCAUUAAAGAGGUCCUGGCUGUCCCCAACUCCAUCCUGGAGCUCCCUUGCCCCCACCUCUCAGCCCUGGCCUCUUACCACUGGAAUCAUGGGACAGGAACAGCUCCGGAAGCCUCUUCCAUGGUCUACAAUGGUUCCCUCUUGCUGCUACUGCAGGAUGGGAUGACGGGCCUCCACCAGUGCUGGGCCACUGAGAAUGGCUUCUCAUACCCCGUGGUCUCCUACUGGGUGGACAGCCAGGACCAGCCCCUGGCCAUGGAUCCUGAACUGGCGGGCAUUCCCCGGGAGCGCAUAGAGGCUUCACUGACCAGGGUCGGUAGAGGGGCCACCGUGGCUGCCCAGCGGUCCUACUGGCCCCAGUUUCUCACUGUCACUGUGCUCCUUGCCUUAGUGCUUUCAGGAGCCCUCAUCAUCCUCCUUGCCUCCCCAAUGGGGACACUCCGAGCCCGGAGCAAGGUCCAGGGCUGCGAGUCCCUGCCCCCUGGAGAGAAGACCCCACUGAGCCGAGAGCAGGACCUCCAGACUCCCAAGGAAUGCAGGACCUCUGCCAGUGAUGUGGGCGUCGACGACCACCACCUGGGCACUGAGGUGGUUUAAACUCCGGGCACAGGCUGGGACUAUUGGGUAGGGCAGGGCGUCUGGCCAAACUGGCUGGGGGGACCUGGAGCAGUGCAGCCCUGACUCGAGUGGGAGUAGCACAAAGACCACCUUCUUCCCACGAGAGGAGCCUCUCCUGUUGCUCUGUGCCCCUGGCUGCACUCAGUGGGGCUGGCACAGUGGCCUGACUCCACUACGGGACUCCGUUCUACCAAGAGCAGGGCUGUCUAACGGGGCCGCCCCAGACCUGGGCCUAGGCUAUGACAGCAGUGCCUAGAGAUGGUCCUUUGGCUUUGGCCAUUCUGGGACCCUCCCAGAAUGAAGGACAUUGCUCCAGGACACCCUAAAACACCAGGAGCCUAUGGUAAUAAGCACCAAACAUUUAAACAACCCUAAGAUAGCGCAGAACUCCUGGAAACUCCCCAGCUGCUACCUUGGACAGCAACACCCCCUUCUCCCAGGGGUCUGAAAGGCUCUGCAGGGAGCUGUCCCCCGUUCUACUCCCUUAUCAACCGUGUACCACUCACUCCCGGGAAGUCUUUCCUGACGUUGGACCACCUUCCUUCUUGCAGCUGGGGGAGAUUGUGAUCCCUUCUGGCUGGGCUAGAAUGGUAGGGAUAAUCUGAGCCUCCUUCACUCCUUUACCCUGCCUGACCCCUUGACCUAUCACCUCUCUCCUUUCCUUUGUAUCGGAAUUCAGAAAACUGCUUGUCACAGACAGUUUAUUUUUUAUUAAAAAGACAAAGCGUUCAA
Messenger RNA from Manis javanica (Malayan pangolin), 3255 nucleotides. Lineage: Eukaryota; Metazoa; Chordata; Mammalia; Pholidota; Manidae. The record is from RefSeq and is a predicted model, not a curated record.